AGUGAAUGUCAAUGUCAAACAAAUGUCACCAGAAACAGCUGAUUGCCGAUUCGACUUCGAGGAUUUCAAUCAAUUAUGCAUGAUUAUUGAGUGAAAAUGAAUUCGUCGUUGCUAACACGCUUGUUCUCUUCGCAACUGUAUGUGCUGCAUAAAAGGAUCCACACAAAAACUCCUCGUGUAAGGUUUGCACCGAGCCCGACUGGCUAUUUACAUCUCGGCGGCUUAAGAACAGCACUAUACAAUUAUUUAUUUGCAAAAUCACGCAAUGGGACAUUUAUACUGCGGAUAGAAGAUACAGAUCAGACGAGAAAAGUUGAAGGAUCUAUAGAUACCCUGGUAGCUGAUUUGGAAUGGGCUGGUAUUGAGUGCCAUGAGGGACCUAAGCAUGGAGGUAUGUUUGGUCCUUACGUACAGAGCGAAAGAUUACAUAUAUACCAGGAUUACAUGAAUAAAUUGUUAGACAAUGGAUCAGCAUACAAAUGUUUUUGCACUGAGAGGCGUUUGAAUUUACUGCGUAGAGAUGCUGUAAGAUCUCAACUGACACCUAAAUAUGAUAACCGCUGUCGAAAUUUGACAGCAGCAGAGAUUAAAGAGAAGAUCAACAAUGGUACGCCUUACUGUGUAAGAUUUAAGUUAUCUUCAGACUGUUCAUCAUUUGAAGACCUGAUCUUCGGUGGGAUCGCUUAUGAUGUAUCUCUGAAUGAAGGCGACCCAGUUCUGAUGAAGAGUGAUGGGUUUCCGACAUACCACUUUGCCAACGUGGUGGAUGAUUAUCUCAUGAAUAUAACACACGUUCUCAGGGGAGUGGAAUGGCAAAUAUCUACCACAAAACAUCUACUAAUUUAUAAGGCUUUUGGUUGGUCACCACCACAGUAUGGACAUCUCCCUCUAAUCGUAAACUCUGAUGGGACGAAGCUCAGCAAAAGACAGAGUGAUGUGAAAGUAGAAGAUUAUAGGAAUAAUGGUAUAUUGCCUUUAGCGUUAGUGAAUUAUAUAACUUUGUCUGGUGGUGGAUUCGAUCACGUGCCAGGGGCCGGGGUAAGGCUCAAAACAAUGGAUCAACUAGCUGAAGAGUUUCAGAUCGAAAGAAUCUCUUCACAUCCUAGUCGUUUAAACCCAGAUCUUCUACAAGAGUGCAACAGAUUAGACAUAAAACGUAUGAUGAGUAGUUCAGAAAGAACUCGAUUAGUAACUAAACUACAGGAGCUCGUCAAACAAACAUAUCCAGAACAGAGUCUUAAUGUAACCGAUGAACAUGUUAACAGUGUAUUGAAUUGGGCAAUAACCAGGAUAACGAGGAUCGAAGAUUUAGUGUCCCCCAAAUUUGGGUUCCUUUGGAUAUUGCCUUCGCGUAACCAGGAAGAUAUCAAUGUCGAUUUGUUAAAGAAACUCCUGGGUCACCUGGAGUCUUUAAAUGAUUUCGAAGAGGGAACUAUAAAGAGUCGUUUAAAGGAGUUCUCUUCGAAUAACGACGUGAAGUUUCCAGUGUUGAUGAAGAUGCUAAGGUCUGUUCUCAGCGGACUGAGUGAAGGUCCUAGCGUGGCUGAAAUGAUGCAUCUGUUAGGUAAGAGUCAGUCGCUGGAUAGAAUAAAAGCUAUUGUUAGGUGA
This is a messenger RNA of Diatraea saccharalis (sugarcane borer), 1608 nucleotides long. The record is from the annotation of a GenBank genome assembly. Lineage: Eukaryota; Metazoa; Arthropoda; Insecta; Lepidoptera; Crambidae.